Tupaia belangeri chinensis (Chinese tree shrew) is the source of this 1910-nucleotide messenger RNA. RefSeq names its product nucleoporin 37 (gene NUP37). The transcript has 10 exons. Gene Ontology annotation, cellular component: nuclear pore outer ring. The record is from RefSeq and is a predicted model, not a curated record. Gene Ontology annotation, molecular function: protein binding. NCBI's taxonomy places the organism in Eukaryota, Metazoa, Chordata, Mammalia, Scandentia, Tupaiidae. The coding region runs from base 127 to 1107 and encodes 326 amino acids.
CGCGCCGUGGCUGCUUCGGCUUCAGCCCAGCUUCCUCCUGGUGACUUCCCAGCGUUGUCUGACUCGUGACCUUGUGCAGUAGAAGGCUGCUUUAUUUUUACAACUGCUCAAGUUCUGACAUACAAGAUGAAGCAAGAUGCCACAAGAAAUGCUGCCUACACUGUGGACUGUGAAGAUUAUGUGCACGUGGUAGAAUUUAAUCCCUUUGAAAGUGGGGAUUCAGGAAACCUGAUUGCAUAUGGUGGCAAUAAUUAUGUGGUCAUUGGCAUGUGUACAUUUCAGGAGGAAGAAGCAGAUGUUGAUGGAAUUCAGUAUAAAACACUACGAACAUUUCACCACGGAGUCAGAGUCGAUGGCAUAGCCUGGAGCCCAGAGACUAGACUUGAUUCAUUGCCUCCAGUAAUCAAAUUUUGUACUUCUGCUGCUGAUAUGAAAAUUAGGUUAUUUACUUCAGAUCUUCAAGAUACAAAUGAGUAUAAGGUUUUAGAGGGCCAUUCAGAUUUCAUUAAUGGUUUGGUGUUUGAUCCCAAAGAAGGCCAAGAAAUUGCAAGUGUAAGUGAUGAUCAUACCUGCAGGAUUUGGAACUUGGAUGGAAUACAAACAGCUCAUUUUGUUCUUCGUUCCCCUGGAAUGAGUGUGUGCUGGCAUCCUGAGGAAACUUAUAAGCUGAUGGUUGCAGAGAAAAAUGGAACAAUCCGGUUUUAUGAUCUUUUGGCCCAACAGGCUAUUUUGUCUCUUGAAUCAGAACAGGUGCCACUAAUGUCAGCACAUUGGUGCUUGAAAAACACCUUCAAAGUUGGAGCCGUUGCCGGAAAUGAUUGGUUAAUUUGGGAUAUUACUCGGUCCAGUUAUCCUCAAGAUAAGAGACCUGUUCACAUGGAUCGAGCCUACUUAUUCAGGUGGUCUACAGUUAAUGAAAAUCUGUUUGCAACCACUGGUUAUCCCGGAAAGAUGACAAGCCAGUUUCAGAUUCAUCAUUUAGGACACACUCAGCCCAUCCUCACUGGUUCUGUAACUGUUGGAUCUGGCCUUUCCUGGCAUAGAACUCUCCCACUGUGUGCAAUUGGAGGAGACCACAAGCUACUGUUUUGGGUGACUGAAGUGUGAAAUAAAUUUUCUGUACCUUAGAUUUGUAAGCUUUCUAUUUUUCAUACACAUUUUGGAGACUGUCUUAUUUUUAUAUCAAAUAUACUGUAAACUCUAGAAAUGUCUCUGUUGCUUUUGUUAAAUAAAAUAUAGAUGGUUUGAAAACUUUCCCUCCCUUGUUCUCUCUCUCUCUCUCUCUCUCUCUCUCUCUGUGUGUGUGUGUGUAUCACCUUGUAAGACUAUUAUUGACUGAGCAACUCAGCUCCAGAGAAGAGAUAUCUAGAGGAAAAUCAUGCUUUUAACUUUAUCAAGAAAUUAUUCAAAAAGUAUUCUUUCUUUUAUACUUUGAGUAUGAGCUAUUUUCCUAAUUCUCAGGAACACAAACAUUUACAAAAGGAGUAAAAGAUCUCUUAGUAUACUUAGGAAAUAGUUAAAUGUAUAUGUAUACAUUUGUGUUAGCCAUCCCUUUGUGUAUGGGUGUUGUAACUUCCUUAGUAAUUAUAAAGGAUUAUUCAAUUAAAUAUAAAAAAGUAAUUCACAGUUUCUUAAAAAUGUGCCUGCUUGUAUCGCUCAACCUCACUCAACCCUGUUUACUAUAUUCAAAUUUCUUUGGACUAGCACAUCUGGUGUAUAGGAUAAAGCUUACCUUCAAAAAAUUAUAUAUAGGAUAAACCUUUUAACAGCCUCCUUCUUGUAUGGAUUUUCACCAUUCUUACGAAGAAAUUUUAAAGUUUGGGGGCUACGCAUCUAGUCACAACAGAACUAUGUUCACCUUCUCCAAGAUAAUUAAAAUCAACAUUGUAAGGGACCAGCUGUUGGCGUAA